Panthera uncia (snow leopard) is the source of this 1313-nucleotide messenger RNA. It is a transcript of the gene GARIN1A, whose product is annotated as golgi associated RAB2 interactor 1A. NCBI's taxonomy places the organism in Eukaryota, Metazoa, Chordata, Mammalia, Carnivora, Felidae. The record is from RefSeq and is a predicted model, not a curated record. The transcript is spliced from 6 exons. The coding region runs from base 416 to 1144 and encodes 242 amino acids. Gene Ontology annotation, cellular component: nucleus.
GGUGGAAGAUGGCCUUCUUUGUCAACUGAUUCAUUCUCCAGAAUUCAACUUGUUCUCCGACUCGGUGGUAUUUGAAAGCAACUUUAUCCAGGUGCCGCAUGACCAGCUUCUCAGGGUCUGUGUGCUGUGUGCGGGGCAGGAGAUGCAAAGAGAGAUCAGAUGAUAUCCCUGGCCAAGGAGCUCAUGAAUUUGUCAAUUUAAAGGGCAUGUUAUAACAUGGUCACUGCUCAGAAAGCUCUGGCAGGUGGUUUGGACCAGCUCAUCCCUAAAGCAUGAGCAGAGAGAAGGGUGCUAGUGUCCGGGGAGUUCAGAGCACUUUUUGGAGUUUGGCAGUUGAAGAAGGCUCCCCAGAGGAGGAGGUGAAGCCCUUCUUGGAGGUAUCCCUAAGACUUUGGUCACUAAGCCCGGGAGCUGGAUGGAUGUCUAUGAAGGUUCUACCACUGUGAUCCUCGGGGUGACCUCCUCAGUGCCCUCCUUGCCACUCCCCAACAUCCUCCUGAUGGCCAACGUCACCUGGCCCCAGGGUCAGUUUUCCACCUGGAGCUCACCUGAUUGUGCUCCAGUGGUCACCCUCAGCAGGAUUCUCCCCCUGAAGUUUGUGGAACUACAAAUCUGUGACCGGCUCCAACGCAUCCUGAGGGUUAGGACAGUGACUGAAAAAAUCUACUACCUAAGGCUCCACGAACACCACCCGGAGGCCGUAUUUCAAUUCUGGAUCCGCUUGGUGAAAAUUCUGCAGAAAGGUCUGUCCAUCACCACCAAAGACCCAAGAAUCCAAUUCACGCACUGCCUGGUGCCCAAAAUGUCCAACAGUUCCACCGAAAUAACACCUGAAAGCAGCCUCCUGCCAUCCGCCCAGCCCAGCGAAAGCUUCAUGCUGUUGACAGCCGAGCAGACCAGUGACAGUUUCUCGAAUAUCACAGGGAGGCCCCAGCUCACAGCGGACAGUAACACCAAUGUCGCCAUCAAAAUAGACAAUUUGGACAGCUCUAAGACCCCCUUGCGGGUGGCAUCUCCAGUCAGUUUGAAAAUACCCAUGAGAGCUGCCUUGAGCCACAGCCUCUGGGAACAAGAGAAUCCAGAUGAGCACUUCCUGCAGGCUCCGGUCGCCAGUUCCCUAGGAGAGAACUUUUUUGGACCCUGACACCUAUCCAGAACGGGGCGAUCUUCCCUAGCUUCAUUCAGUGCGCUUGCUACAAUCUCCUAUCAAUGCUGUUUUCCCACUGUGGGCCAAAAGACCGUGGGAGAGGUAUGAGGGUGCUUAUAACACAGUGCUUUGUACUUCCACCAAUAAACCUCCAAGUGAGUUCCUA